Messenger RNA from Owenia fusiformis, 1634 nucleotides. NCBI's taxonomy places the organism in Eukaryota, Metazoa, Annelida, Polychaeta, Sabellida, Oweniidae. The record is from the annotation of a GenBank genome assembly.
AAAAUAAGAAAUAUGGACGUUUUUUCUGGCCCACUCUGCAGAUAUAUAAAGGGUGUCGAUAACCAUUUGACCAUUCAUUCGAUAUCCAAAGCAGACUGAACUUCUCCACUCCGACACAGGAUUUCAUAGAAAGUUAAAUACAACUGAGUGUUCAAGCUGGUAAUUGGUGACAAAUAAUGGAAUUGUUUCACUGGAAUUGUGUAUUCCUCGUGGUCGUUACGUGGGUUUACGUUGUCUCCGCAGACUACAAAGUCAUUUACAAAAGGAAAAAGUGCGAUAUUGAAGCGAAUGCUCCUGUUCCAAGGGGUUGUUUAAGGAGAGAAGGAGAGAAGGUGGGUAAACUUAAGGGAACAAAAAUCAUUCUCGAUGGCAUCUGCCAGGAAGGAACAAGACCCGAUUGUGGCAAAAUGGAUGCAAAAAAGAAACAAUCCUCCGGUCGGAAAUAUGUUAGAUGCUACUGUAGAUCUUAUACAACUAAACCAACUCAACCAACAACCACACUCCCAACUGACCCGCCAACUGAGCCGCCAACCGCUACCCCAACUAAACCGUUAACUGAGCCGCCAACUGAACCACCAACCGAGCCCCCAACUGAGCCGCCAACUGAGCCCCCAACCGAGCCCCCAACUGAGCCACCAACCAAGCCGCCAACUGAGCCACCAACCGAGCCACCAACUGAGCCGCCAACUGAGCCCCCAACUGAGCCACCGACUAAGCCACCAACCGAGCCGCCAACUGAGCCACCAACUGAGCCACCUACCGAGCCCCUAACUGAGCCCCCAACCGAGCCCCCAACUGAGCCGCCAACUGAGCCCCCAACUGAGCCACCCACUGAGCCACCAACCGAGCCGCCAACUGAGCCACCAACCGAGCCCCCGACUGAGCCACCAACCGAGCCCCCGACUGAGCCGCCAACUGAGCCCCCAACUGAGCCACCGACUAAGCCACCAACCGAGCCGCCAACUGAGCCACCAACCGAGCCCCCAACUGAGCCACCAACCGAGCCCCCAACUGAGCCACCAACCGAGCCACCAACCGAGCCCCCAACUGAGCCAUCAGAUUUCAAUAUGCAAUGUACUAGCAAGCAUAAUGAGGUCCGUAACCUCCACCUCAGUACCGACCCACUGAGUUAUAACUCUGCAUUGGCUGCAACUGCACAAGCUUGGUCAGAUGACUUAGCUGCGAGACAUGCUUUCGAGCACAGUGAUGGAUCAAACAACGCAUUUAGGUAUCCGAGUUCCGGAGAGAAUCUAUACAAGUCGACAACUACCUCCACACCUCCAACUUUAGAAGUAGCCUGUGUAGCUGCUAUUAAAAAUUGGUACAACGAAAUCAAUUACUACAGUUAUGCGACGACGUAUUCAACGGAUCCUACAAAGCAAACGGGACAUUUUACACAAGUUGUUUGGAAAGCUACCACUGAAGUUGGGUGUGGGGUAACUCAAGUUCAAAGCGCUGAUGCCAGUCGAACAGAAACCUACGUGGCAUGUCAAUAUCUUCCAAGUGGGAAUUUCAACUUAAAACUACCAACAGAUGAAAGUUUUGAAGCCUCGAGAUUAAGAAAUUGGGGAGAAAACGUUUUGCCUUUAAAAAGACGCUGAAGCUUCCGACAGCUUUUAUUGGCAGAAUCCAAC